Messenger RNA from Oryzias melastigma (Indian medaka), 720 nucleotides. RefSeq names its product HOP homeobox (gene hopx). The record is from RefSeq and is a predicted model, not a curated record. NCBI's taxonomy places the organism in Eukaryota, Metazoa, Chordata, Actinopteri, Beloniformes, Adrianichthyidae. The transcript has 2 exons. Gene Ontology annotation, biological process: regulation of transcription by RNA polymerase II; cell differentiation. The coding region runs from base 318 to 554 and encodes 78 amino acids. Gene Ontology annotation, molecular function: DNA binding. Gene Ontology annotation, cellular component: nucleus.
ACUAUUAAAAAUACUGAAUUUUGUUCUGACAUUAUGUUUAAAUGAAAAAAGUUUGUCCUCCUCCUUUGUUUGGGGGAGGAGUCAGUGGGCGGAGCCGCCUCGUGACGCGCCUCUGUUGACAGUUGUAAGCCUCGCGCCCCUCCCGCGCGCUCACACCGCCAGUGCUGCUUCUGUCAUCCACAGACCGCUGCGGAGCGGAGCCGAGUCAGCCCCGCACGCUCAACGCACGUUGAUUUCACGCCUGACCGACCAGUCUAACCCGCGCGGAGAACCGAAACGAGCGCGCGCCAGACGUAGACGGUUCGUUCUGAGCAGAAAUGGCGCUCAGCAGGACUGAUGAGGAUUACAUGGCGGGACUGGACCGACAACAGAUCCAACAGCUGGAGAACAACUUCAUGAAGUUCACCAAGAACCCGGACGAGCUGCAGCUCAUCCUGAUCGCGGGAGAGUGUGGAACGACGGUGGAGGAGGCCAAGAAAUGGUUCAAGGGGCGGAAUGCGGCCUGGAGGGAGUCGGAGGGUCUUCCAGCACAGACGGGAUCCGUGUUGGAUUGAAACCUUUUCCCCCUUCGCUUUGCAGACCGUGUUCCCUCGACAGUGUCCUCCCUCCUUUUCAUGGAUGAAGAUCUCACCUUUUGUUGCAGAAUGUAAAAAAAAGCUUUUUGUGUUGAUGCAAAUAUAUAACUGCUGUGCUCAGAGAAAUAAACACGUUGUUAGAUUA